AUGGUCAAAGAAACGAAGCUUUACGAUGUCCUCGGGGUCUCACCAGAUGCCACGGAGCAGCAGCUCAAAACGGCAUACCGCAAAGGUGCACUGAAGCACCACCCCGACAAGAACGCCCAUGACCCCGCAGCCGCCGAGAAGUUCAAGGAAAUCUCUCACGCAUAUGAGGUCUUGAACGACUCACAAAAGCGCCAGAUAUAUGACACAUACGGCGAGGAGGGUCUGGAACAAGGCGGCGGAGGCGGAGGCGGCAUGGGCGCCGAGGAUCUGUUCGCUCAGUUCUUCGGAGGAGGCGGUGCUGGCCCGUUCGGAGGCAUGGGCGGCAUGUUCGGUGGCGGUGGACGGGAGCAAGGGCCAAAGAAGGCACGCACGAUCCACCACGUCCACAAGGUCUCGCUCGAGGACAUCUACCGAGGAAAAGUGUCAAAGCUUGCACUUCAGAAGUCCAUCAUCUGCAACAAGUGUGAUGGCCGCGGUGGCAAGGAGGGCGCCGUCAAGACCUGCACAGGUUGUAACGGUGCCGGUAUGAAGAUGAUGAUGCGCCAGAUGGGUCCCAUGAUCCAACGCUUCCAGACAGUCUGCCCGGAUUGUAACGGUGAAGGUGAAAUCGUGCGGGAGAAAGACAAGUGCAAGCAGUGCAACGGCAAGAAGACGGUCAUCGAGCGCAAGGUCCUCCACGUCCACGUGGACCGCGGUGUCCAGUCAGGCACCAAGAUCGAUUUUCGUGGCGAGGGUGAUCAGAUGCCGGGCGUUCAGCCCGGUGACGUCCAGUUCGAGAUUGAGCAGAAGGCGCACCCGCGCUUCCAGCGCAAAGGCGACGAUCUCUUUUACGCAGCAGAGAUUGAUCUUUUGACCGCACUUGCCGGCGGAGCCAUCUACAUUGAACAUCUUGACGAUCGGUGGUUGACUGUGGAGAUCAUGCCAGGCGAAGUUAUCGCGCCAGGUGAAAUCAAAAUCAUUCGCGGCCAGGGCAUGCCCUCUCACCGACACCACGACUUUGGCAACUUGUACGUCAAAUUCGACGUCAAGUUCCCUGAGCGACUACAUGGCCCCCCCGAUGCCGACGGCUAUCCGACAUCCCUCACGCCGCAACAAGUUCAAGCUCUCGAGUCAGUCCUGCCACCGCGUGCUCCGCAGAACAUUCCUCCGCCGAAUGCCAUGACCGACGACUACCAACUCGAAAAGGUUGACCCGACGAGAGAGGGCGACCGUGCAGCCCGCGCAACGGAUGAGGACGACGAGGAGAUGCACGGCGGAGGCGAGCGUGUGCAAUGCGCAUCGCAGUAA
This is a messenger RNA of Dissoconium aciculare CBS 342.82, 1287 nucleotides long. RefSeq names its product DnaJ-domain-containing protein. The transcript has 2 exons. The record is from RefSeq and is a predicted model, not a curated record. Gene Ontology annotation, molecular function: Hsp70 protein binding; ATP binding. NCBI's taxonomy places the organism in Eukaryota, Fungi, Ascomycota, Dothideomycetes, Mycosphaerellales, Dissoconiaceae. The coding region runs from base 1 to 1287 and encodes 428 amino acids. Gene Ontology annotation, biological process: response to heat; protein refolding. Gene Ontology annotation, cellular component: cytoplasm; nucleus; cytosol.